Messenger RNA from Chlamydomonas reinhardtii, 1310 nucleotides. RefSeq lists its product as uncharacterized. The coding region runs from base 60 to 743 and encodes 227 amino acids. The record is from RefSeq and is a predicted model, not a curated record. The transcript has 6 exons. Lineage: Eukaryota; Viridiplantae; Chlorophyta; Chlorophyceae; Chlamydomonadales; Chlamydomonadaceae.
ACUUACUGCAUUUAUUUAACGAAGUCAGCUUCACUCGUUUGCGGUAAUCUGACCUGGCAAUGUCGACAGUGCAAGCAAACUUCGGACGCGCGACGGCCACUGGUGGCGCUGGCCGGUGUGUGUCUCGCACAGUUGUGUUAUGCCGGGCGCAAGAUACAACCGGGCACGCCUCGGAGGCUGGUGUGGCUCGCCGUAACCUGCUGCUUGCGGGCCUGGCCGUGCUGGCUCCCGCACUUGCGCCCGCGGCCGCGAACGCGGGCGGUGUUGUGGAGUUCUGGAAGGGGCGGCAGCGCGCUAACAGCGCCAAAUUCAUUGCGCCUAUCAAGGUGGCGCAGCAGCGCCUAGAGACGGCGGCCUCCAUGCUGGCCAACGGCAGCAGCGCGUCUGACGUGCUGCAGCUGGUGCGGUCCUCGUCGCUCAACUGCUACGCCUUUGAGGCGCUGCCGACCGACACGCUGGAGACCCGCGCCUCGCUGUUCACGGCAUCCUCCAAGCUGAGCGACCCCUGCACCUUCCGCAUCAUCAUCAAGAACGUCACAGACUUCACGGAUCCUGAGGAGAAGGCCGCGGGCAGCGCGCUGUUGGACUCCCUCAUCCGCUCCUACCAGCUUCUGGACUCGGAGCUGGAGGCGGCGGUGGAGGGCAGCGGCGCCGGCAGCGGCCGGGCUGGGCAGCAGCUGGCCACCACACUGGCCAUCACGCAGGAUGUGGAGUCCUUUGUGAAGCGACUGCUGUCGGCCUAGAAGCCGGCUGGGGGCGUGGAUGGCGGCGAGUGGGCUGAUCCCGGGUGGUGGCCGAUUAUUGGUGGAAGUGGAGUAGGGUCCUGCAGAGGCCCAGGCGACGAAGCAUAGCGAAGCAAGCGGUCAUGUGCCAACCUGUGUUGGGCGCAACGUGCCGGGCACAGGGCACACGCUGCUGGAGGUCAAAAUGUGCGUUAGUGAAUUGCGGCAAACCAGUGUCGGGGGCAUCGGCAGACAGGGGACAGAACGGAUGGGAGUUUAGUGGCAAUGAGGGGAGGGCAACCAUGUGGAGGCGUGCGCGUUUCACGUUUUCGUGACAGCGGGUCAUGAACUGGCGGUGCUGAGGCAGGGCACAAUGUGGACCGUCUCAAGCAUCAGGCGCGCGUGAGGGGUGAUUACGGCAUCGGGCUAGGGCGCACGUGCAGUUGGAGGUCUCCGGAUGUCGUACGACGUGGCGUACCGUCGCACCGAUGGCAUAGGGGGCAAAACUUCAUUACACGUGUGGCUUCUGGUGGCCCCGCCGAUGAUGCACGAUGAGCCUUGUGACAACAAAACCGCUUCCGUAACAAU